Molecule: messenger RNA, 1297 nt
Organism: Eupeodes corollae
Lineage: Eukaryota; Metazoa; Arthropoda; Insecta; Diptera; Syrphidae
Gene: rho-7
Product: presenilins-associated rhomboid-like protein, mitochondrial
Exons: 7
Coding region: 115-1164 (349 amino acids)
Cellular component (GO): membrane
Molecular function (GO): serine-type endopeptidase activity
Source: RefSeq, a predicted model, not a curated record
UGUCAAAGUAUUCCGACGACGACGAGCUAACAGAUACACCUAAGCUAAACUACCCAAACCGAACUUAUUUCGAAUUGGAUCUUAUUUAAAAUAGAAAAAAAAAUAAUUUGGGAAAUGUUAGCAAUUAACUUUGUAUAUCGAGGGUUAACCCCUCAACUCAGGCAAGCUCCCAACAUAGCACAAAUGCCUAUGUUGCAUCAUUCAAAGAUUCCCCAAUUCACAUCCCGAGCAAUACGUAGCACUGUGCGAAAUAACAAUGCACCUCGAGCCCGUCUACAAACAACCCCAUUUGAUAAUUACCCCGUGAAUACAGGACCCGUACCCUCCGGAAAUCUCGUCAAAGCAUUCCUCUUCACAGGCGCGUUUAGUGCAGGAUGCUUUUUAGGUGCCACAAUAUGCGAAUAUGAAAGAGCUCGCAAUCAUAUGAUAGAGCUGGCAAAGAAAUCUAAAUUUCCGUGGUUAAGAAGAUCAGACGAAGGAAGAAGCAAGUAUAGUCAAAUAAAAAGAGAACUCACAACAUUAUGGGAUAAAUUAACUGCUGGAGAGAAGGUGUUUGUUCCAUUGUGUGCCUUAAACCUGUUAGUGUUUGGGCUCUGGAGAGUUCCGCAAAUGCGAAACAUAAUGUUAACGUAUUUCUGUUCAAAUCCUGCUGCACGUGUUGUCUGUUGGCCCAUGUUCCUCUCUACUUUUAGUCAUUAUUCUUUUUUCCAUAUCUUCGCCAAUAUGUACGUUUUACAUAGUUUUAGUAACGGAGCUGUUUUAUCACUAGGUAAGGAACAAUUCAUGGCUCUUUAUCUAAGCGCUGGAGUCGUGGCAAGUUUGUCGAGUGUUAUUGUCAAGGCGAUAACUUCCACAGCUGGAAUGUCAAUUGGAGCGUCAGGUGCGAUUAUGACGAUCCUAGCUUAUGUUUGUACACAAUACCCGGAUACACAAUUGAGCAUUCUGUUUCUGCCAAUGGUCACUUUUUCAGCGGGAUCGGCGAUAAAGGUUAUAAUGGGACUUGAUUUGGCUGGCGUUAUUUUGGGAUGGAAGUUCUUUGACCAUGCUGCACAUUUAGGAGGAGCUAUGUUUGGAGUAUUUUGGGCUUACUAUGGAAAUGAAGUUUGGCAAAGGCGAGUAAAGUUCUUGAGCAUGUACCACGAUUGGCGAAAAACAAGUCAUUAGGUAAAUUUCAAACGAAACACAAAAAAAAACACACAACUUUAAGUUAUUAGUUAAAAAUAAUAAUUCUUUUAAUUAUUUACAUGUUACUAUUGUAAAACAUAUUUAAUAAAAAAAAAACGAAAAUUUUAACUUG